GAUUUGUUUGUCACUAAAAAGGCUUUUAUUUAAAGUUUUGAAUAAACGGCAACGGGCAAAAGAAAUUCUAAAUGCAAUUGCAUCAAUAUGAAACAGAAGCCAGUUAAAUGGCAAUGCUGUUAUUGUUAUCGACUUUACUUUUGUAUACAAGCGUAUUGUUAUGGUUUUUUUAACGGCAGAGAUUAACUGACAUUUGAGUUUGUUCACAUUCAACACGCAAUUGCAAUUAUGUUCAUACGCCAGAUACAAAGGUAAUUCUCACAGAUAAAUAGAGAAGUAGACAGAGAGAGAGAGAGAGUGAGUGCACCAUCACGAAGAGAGAGAACAUAACACACAUACACAGAGACACACAGAUAUUGGCACGCAUACACACUGCAACAGGAAAUUGAAGCAAGCAAGAAAUUCUUUGUUUGGAGCUGCAACAAAGCAACGACAACAACAGCAGCAGCAGCAGCAACAACAACUGCAAAGCAAAGCAACAGCUUACCACAGUCGGUUAAAGGCAGAGCUCCAAUGCAGACGUACCCCAAGUGACAGCUGGAGCAGGAUCUGAUCUCUCUCACUCCCUGUCUCCAUCAUUUAACCUGCAUCACCGUUUCAUCGUAUAAUCUAACAACAACAACAACAUUAGCAACAACAAAUUAUAAUGUCAGCAGUCAAUCAAAAAGACAGUCCAAGUCGUGACUCCACCGCAUCGACAUCAGGACAUAUCUCAAUGCUAGCCGAGAAUACACUGGAAUCCUUAUCCCGUGAUUAUAGUCUCGGGAGCUUGAAUUCAGCUGGCAGCCAGGAUGAGUUCUUUCGCUGUCGGGAUCAUGCCGAUAAUAUAUUAAAACGCAUGCAACUGUAUGUGGAUAGUCAGCAAUUGUGCGAUGUGGUACUCAUAGCUGGCAUCGAUGGCAAGCGCGUGCCCGCACAUCGUCUGGUACUAUCAGCCUCAAGUGCCUACUUUUCCGCCAUGUUUACGGGAUCCCUACGAGAAACCAAAGAGCAAGAGGUCACUCUGGGUGAGGUGCAUGGCGAUGCUUUGCAUUUACUGGUGCAAUAUUGUUAUACCGGGUUCAUUGAACUCCGGGAAGACACCGUAGAGACACUACUGGCCACUGCCUGCCUUUUACAAUUGAAUUCCGUGGUGACGGCAUGUUGCAAUUUCCUGGCACGUCAAUUGCAUCCUUCCAAUUGUCUGGGAUUCGCUUUCUUUGCCGAGCAACAAAGCUGCACCACAUUGCUACGAUUGGCCCAGGCCUAUACCUGUCAAUAUUUCAUGCAGGUGUGCCAAAAUCAAGAAUUCUUUCAACUAAAUGCCGAUCAGUUGGGUAAACUGUUAUGCAGCGAUGAUCUCAAUGUGCCAUCCGAGCAGGAUGUCUUCCAUAGUCUUAUGUCAUGGGUGCGUCACGAUGGCGCUAAUCGGGAGCAGCAUAUACCAGAGCUAUUGGCACUUGUCCGACUGCCUUUGCUGCAGCCAGCAUUUAUAAUGGAUCAUGUGGAGAAUGUGUGCAAUGCCAAUGAAUGCCAACAGCUGGUCAUGGAGGCAUUCAAAUGGCAUUUGAUGCCCGAGAGGCGAUCCCGCAUAGCCACAGAGCGGACAACGCCACGUAAGUCUACGGUUGGACGUUUGCUGGCUGUCGGUGGCAUGGAUGCGCACAAGGGCCCCAUCAGCAUAGAAAGCUACUGCCCUCGGUUGGACAAGUGGACGCCAUGGAAACAUAUGACCAGUCGUCGACUUCAAUUUGGCGCAGCUGUUAUGGAGGACAAACUGAUAUUGGUUGGAGGGCGUGAUGGCCUAAAAACUUUAAAUACGGUGGAAAGUCUGGAUUUAAAUACGAUGGCCUGGGCCCCACUAAAUCCCAUGGCAACGCCACGGCACGGCCUCGGGGUGGCUGUAUUGGAGGGUCCGCUCUAUGCGGUAGGCGGUCAUGAUGGUUGGAGCUAUUUAAACACAGUAGAACGCUGGGAUCCCAUUGCACGUACAUGGAGCUAUGUGGCGCCCAUGUCAUCGAUGCGUUCAACUGCUGGUGUGGCUGUGUUAGGUGGACGACUGUAUGCGGUGGGAGGACGUGAUGGUUCGGUUUGUCAUCGUUCUAUUGAAUGCUAUGACCCUCAUACCAACAAAUGGAGCCUAUUGGCACCUAUGAAUCGGCGACGUGGAGGCGUGGCCGUGACUGUGGCGAAUGGUUUCCUUUAUGCCUUGGGCGGACAUGAUUGUCCAGCCAGUAAUCCCAUGGUCUGCCGCACUGAAACUGUCGAACGCUAUGACCCAGCAACCGAUAACUGGACACUGAUUUGCUCACUGGCUUUGGGCAGAGAUGCCAUUGGUUGUGCUCUGCUUGGAGAUCGCCUUAUUGUUGUCGGUGGCUAUGAUGGUAACCAUGCUAUUAAGCAUGUCGAGGAAUAUGAUCCUGUUCGCAAUGCCUGGAACGAAUUGGCAUCCAUGGGCUUUCCACGGGCUGGCGCCUGUGUUGUGGCCAUACCGAAUAUUAUACCGCCAGCAGCUCAACAGCCACCGCCUAGUGCUACAGUUUAGUUUCCUUUAUUUUGUCGUUUUUUAUCCUUUAUCGUUUUAACGAAUUCCAUAUUUAUAUAUGUAUGUACAUACAUAUAUACAUAUAUAUAUAGAUUGUUGUAGUAGUUAUUGAUGUUGACGCUAACGGCCAGCCGCCUCGCCUCGCUCGCUCGCUCGCUCAAGUCUCUGUUCCUUGAUUUUUUGCAUACCUUCAUAAGUGAAUCAUAUACUUUUAUAUAUAUUAACACGCAUUUCAGUUCCCAUAAUAUCCCACCUCAACAAAACCUCCUUCCCACACUUCCGGAAACAAUAAUCUCAUUUGGAUGCAGUCAAUUAUUUAAAUAUUGCAUGAUCUGAUCCGAGGCUUGAACUUGAAUUUUCUAUCAUAGAACUUGAUAUUAAUUAUGCUUGGAUGUAUGGUAAUCUCAUCAUUCCAUUUUAUCAUUCCAUGUCACCACGUAUACAUUUCACUCACACAUUCAAACGCAUGCUCUUUGGUGGCAGUUGAUUAUGAAAUACAAAUGAAAGUUAUCCUUAAUGUGUUUGUAUGUGUAUGUUCACGAUUAAGUAUUUCAAAAACAAUGAAAAAACCAAAAAGGAAAAUGCACAACAAACAACUUCAAUUGAUCAAUAUCAACAAGAUUAACUUGAGAUUUGCUAACCUUUUGUUCGAAUCUAAUUCAAGUAAUGAAUUCAAAUCCAAUCAUUUUUCAAAAAGUAUUUUCAUUUUGGAGUUUAAUUUUAUGUUCCUUAAAAGAUCUUAAAUUUUACACCUACAUAUAUAUGUUCAUAUGUAGGUGUGUGUAAGCGAAGCGACCAAAGUUCACAUAAUAUAAACAAAUUUUUUUAAAAAUAAUAAAUAGUUUUUAGAUAGAGUAAUUUGGUUAAGGAACGAAAUGAAAUUUCCGUAUUUUUUUCCUAUUUUAA
Molecule: messenger RNA, 3430 nt
Organism: Drosophila willistoni
Lineage: Eukaryota; Metazoa; Arthropoda; Insecta; Diptera; Drosophilidae
Product: kelch-like protein 5
Exons: 6
Coding region: 647-2524 (625 amino acids)
Molecular function (GO): protein binding
Source: RefSeq, a predicted model, not a curated record